Nasonia vitripennis (jewel wasp) is the source of this 7033-nucleotide messenger RNA. RefSeq names its product TATA-binding protein-associated factor 172 (gene Hel89B). Lineage: Eukaryota; Metazoa; Arthropoda; Insecta; Hymenoptera; Pteromalidae. The transcript has 15 exons. Gene Ontology annotation, molecular function: ATP binding; ATP-dependent chromatin remodeler activity; ATP hydrolysis activity. Bases 297 to 6065 code for a protein of 1922 amino acids. The record is from RefSeq and is a predicted model, not a curated record.
GCUGUCAGUAUAAAUGUGAUGCUUGUAGGAUGUGUUUCUCUCCGCGAUUUUCGAGGACGACCAGGCGUCCGUGGCAGCAGCAGGCCCAGCGAGCCCGGCGUCGUGAUGUGAUGCGAGCCAGCGGCUCCAGCGCCUGGGAAACGGCAAUGCGCGUCGGCUGACCGCCGCUCCUUCGACUAGCAGGCCUGCGAACCCCCGAGCGAACCUGACCCCUCGAGUGCGCGCCCCUAUACAGCAGCAGCAGGACCAGCCGUCGACUAUAGCCAGCGCCGCAGCCGUCGCGACCGUCCGCGAUCAUGACGUCAAGGCUGGACAGGCUAUUCAUACUGCUGGAGACUGGCACCAAUGCGGUCACCAAGCGAGCUGCUGCCCAGCAGCUGGGGGAGGCUCAGCGGCUACAUCCCCACGAGCUGCACCACCUCCUCGCACGAGUAUCCACACUUCUCAAGUCGACGCAAUGGGACACGAGGAUCUGCGCUGCCCAUGCGGUGCAGGCCAUCUUGUCACAAGUUCCAGUCUGGGACCCAGAACCCAGGAAGAAGGAAGUUUUUAUAGAAGAAGAGGAGGAUCCACCAGCACCAGCAAAACCAAAUCACAGACUGUGUCUGGAGAAUUUCGACAUGACCAGAGUGCUUGCCCAGAGCUCUUACCUCACAGGGUCUGAGGGCAGCGAAUAUGACCUUGUUGUUGUGGAAGGUGAAGCAGCCCCUGCUCAAGACGAGAGGGUACUUGCUGCAAAGUUAGGGCUCCAUCCCCGUCUCAUGGGUGUUGACACGGCUGAUCUUUUCACCUCGGAUGAUCUGGUUGUACCCGCACCCACCCUCGACCCAGGAAAGAUGUCCAUUGAAGAAACAUUGCAACAAACUAGUGGACUGAGCAGGCGGGAGAUGAAUCGAGCCCGUAGAAAAGCUAGACAAUCUAUAUCGAAGCAGCGCUCACGAGAACCAGAUGAUAAUUCAGAUGCUGGAAACAGCUCCAACUCAUCCCAUCAUAAUAUAGAAAAUGCAUGCAAGAAAAUUAAACUGGAAGAUGGUAGCAGUACAUCUGGAGCAUGGUACAACUCGAGCAGCGGUAGCGUUAUUGAUUCUAGAUGUGCUGUGCCAGAUGGAACAGGCGCAUGGCCAGAUACUGCUAUUGAUUGGCCUCUGGAAGCUUUCGCUGAAAAUCUUCUACAGGAUCUCUUUAGUUUGAAAUGGGAAAUCAGGCAUGGAGCAGCAACUGCUCUUAGAGAGUUCAUUAGACUACACGGUACAGGAGCAGGAAAAUCAAAGAAACAAACCGCUGAAGAAAUGGAGAAAAGUCAUAGACAGUGGCUAGUCGACGCUGCACUGCGUUUACUCUGUGUUCUAGGCAUCGACCGCUUUGGCGACUUCAUAUCCGACCAAGUAGUAGCUCCAGUUCGCGAGACCUGUGCCCAGGCUCUUGGCUCUCUCGUUCUCUUGAUAUCCGCAAAGAAGAGCAACGGCCAAGUGAAACUCGAGAAGAACGGUGAGACGACCGCCAACUCUGAAGAAAACGUUAACAAGAAUGACAUGGACGAAGCACGCAACAAAGAUAUCAUGGGCUUGCUAUCUGUUAUUCUGAAACUCUUAGAGCACAACGAAUGGGAGGCACGUCAUGGAGCGCUUUUGGCUCUUAAGUACCUGUUAGCAGUUCGCAGCGAUCUACUCGACGAAAUUCUGCCCAAAGCUUUUCCAGCUAUCAUGAGGGGCCUGGCCGACUCGGUUGAGGAUGUGGGAGCCAUGGCUGCAAGUGCCUUGAUCCCCGUCGCAUCCGAUUUGCCCAGGUUGCUCGACCCAGGGCAGCUCGAGGCGGUCGUUCUGAGACUGUGGCAACUCCUUAAGGACCAGGACGAUCUGGCGGCUGCCUGCAACAGCUUCAUGGGGCUUCUUGCUGCUAUACUUUCACUGCCAGCUGCUAGAGCAUCUCUGAAACCUCAACCAUUAUCAUUGAUAUUACCACGUUUGUGGCCAUUCCUAAACCAUUCGAGUUCAAGCGUGCGCAAGGCAACAUUACAGACAUUGGAAACGUUGACGGGCGACGUAAGCGAAUCGAGCGCAAGUCCGCGCGAGCGCUGGGGCGAAAACGGUGGCAUGGUUUUGCAAGAGGCCCUACGGAACGUAUUUCAGCGCGUACUGAUCGAACAUAUAGCUAACAUCCAAGAGGUAGCCGAACGUGUUUGGGAGAACCUUGUAACACGCAGUGACCUCGAACUACUAUUACACGCAGCCUGUCCUUUAGUUAGCACGUGGCUAUGUCUGGCUAUGCAACCGGAGCACGUACCAUUCAACCCGAAUCUUUUAAUCAAUAUCACAUCCCAGCGACCUAAAAGCAUUGGCAACUGCAUCGACAGUCAGGAGCAGCCGCCGACCAACAACACGUCUGCUUUGGCCACGACUGCUCCGUCCAAGCCCGCUUCAACGUCCGAGUUCAAAGUCUACAUUGGUGGUAUUGAAACUGUAGCCCAAAGCAUGAGACAUGCCAACGUUGUACGCGCUAGAUGCAUGGCCGCAAGAAUGCUCGGACUGCUGUCUGGUUACGUAGUCAAGCCGGCGCCCGGACUAGUGUACACGCCAGAGAUACCCAGUCCUGAGCUCUGCUACGCGAAGGUCCUCUUGGCGCAUUUGCAUUCGAGAUCGGCGUUGCAGAGAAUGCUCGCUGGAUUAACCAUGGCACACUGGGCUGAAUUAGAACAGGACAAUCCGCCCAAAAUACCAGAUAUUUUAAGGGAUCAACUUUUUGUUUGCCUCAAUGAGUGCAUCUACUAUGAUGAACUGGCCGGUUCGGUGAGUAGAUUGCUGCACGAAUGUCGUGACUAUACAGCAACGCUGAAGCACUACAAGUUAGCUUGGGCACUAGAGGUGAACACAACGGGUGUAAUGAACCUUGAGCAGAUAGCACAACUUGCUUCGAAGCCCGUACCUGGUCUCUGCGGUGGUCCGACAGGCUCUGCAGGGUCAAGUGGUCCAGCUCCUAAUCCCGUGGUAAAACUCAAGCCUAAGCUUCUCGAAAGCCUGGAGGAACGUCGCCGAGCACUAGAAGCUGGAGCUCUAUCAGCCGCAAGUCAACAGCAGGCGCUGCACGUGACAGCUAUGGCUGCGCUCGCCGGAGCUGCGACGAUGCUUCGAUGCUUGCCCGAACCACCGCAACCUCUCAAUCCACUCGUCAAGCCUCUUAUGGAGUCCAUCAAACGAGAGGAAGAUGAGGAACUACAGAAGCUUGCUGCCAAACAUCUCGCUAAACUGGUCGAUCUGUGCGUGAAUAGGAUGCCCUGUCCUAAUCAAAAGAUAGCAACAAACCUAUGCAAUUUCCUUUGCUCUGAUAUGGAAUUUACACCGCGUGUCACCACCUCAGAUUACGAAUAUGAGCCCUUCAAUGGCAUUUUGACAUUGAGCAUUCGACAGAAACAAGCCGAGAGAUUGGCUUAUGGACGAGGUAAUUCAGGCGGUAACAGUAGCAGUAGAGGACCCGGAAGGCCACCCGCCACUGACAUCCCGUUGGAAGAACUGCUCGCUUGUGAAGAGCCUGAAGCCAAAGCCGCUAAAAUUAGAAGACAAGGAGCUACAGUCGCCCUUACUGCCAUUGUAAAUUUAUUGGGAGAUCAACUGCCAACAAAACUGCCAAAAUUAUGGGAAUUGGCCUUACCAGAGUGUCUGAGAAACUACGAAAUUGUAAACGAAAACCAAAUUUCUGUUGAAGAAGCUAAUAACUUAGUAUUCAGUCUUCAAGUCUUAGAAACAGUACUGCCCAGUUUUGACCGAUCGCUUUUUCCCCCGAUAAUGGAAUGUUUAAACAGUAUGUGCCUACUGCUAGCUAAUCCGUACAAAACGGUGCGACACAUGGCAUCUCGUUGUAUAGCUACACUAGCAUCACUCAAUACAAAAGAGACCAUGAGCUUUGUAGUCAGUAAGAUAAUUGCUCUCUUGGAGACAAGCACCGUUGAGCCUUGUAAGAGUAAUUUAAUAGCUGCACCAAACGAAGUUGAUGCGCGCCGUCAAGGUGCUGCUGAAGCAUUAGCUUGUCUGGUCGAGUCCCUCGGUGUUGGUAUCGUGCCUUACGCCGUACUCUUUAUGGUUCCUCUUCUGGGAAGAAUGAGCGAUCAAAAUCAAGCAGUUCGCUUAGCCUGCAGCGCAACUUUUGCUACUCUCGUUGAACUGCUACCACUGGAUCCUGGUGCAAUCGAUGCACCUCAUCUAGUCGAAGAGAAAGCGCAGGAACGUCGUUUUCUUGAACAACUCUUGAACCCGCGCAGCAUUCCAGAUACAGAGCUUACUAUACCGGUGGAGGCCGAGUUGCGUUCUUACCAACAACAAGGUCUAAAUUGGCUAAAUUUCCUGAAUCGCUAUCAAUUGCACGGUGUUCUCUGCGACGACAUGGGUCUCGGAAAAACUCUACAGACCCUCUGUAUAUUAGCGUUGGAUCACCAUCGCAACAAGCAGGCGCCCUCAAGCCUCGUUAUUUGUCCACCCACUCUCACCGGACACUGGGUCUACGAAGCUGACAAGUUCUUCCAAACCAAAGAUCUGUCGGUCAUACAAUAUGCUGGCAAUCCGCUUGAGCGCGAAAGAUUGCGUUGUAGAGUAACUGGAUACAAGUUGGUCGUGGCGAGUUAUGAUAUUGUUAGAAAGGAUAUUGAGUUUUUCGAAGCGAUUCAGUGGAACUAUUGUGUGCUUGACGAAGGCCACGUAAUCAAAAACGGAAAAACCAAAAGUGCGAAAGCUGUUAAGAAACUUCACGCCCACCAUAGACUGAUCCUUUCGGGAACUCCAGUACAGAACGAUGUAUUGGAGCUUUGGUCGCUCUUCGACUUCCUUAUGCCCGGCUUUUUGGGUAGUGAGAAGCAAUUUGCCGCCAAAUAUUCCAGACCAAUUUUAGCCUGUCGAGAGCCAAAGGCGGGUGCAAAGGAGCAGGAAGCUGGAGCUUUAGCCAUGGAAGCUCUGCAUCGACAGGUUUUACCAUUCUUGUUGCGACGAAACAAAGAAGACGUAUUAAAGGAUCUUCCACCCAAAAUUACGCAGGAUUAUUAUUGCGACCUGUCGAUGGUGCAGAAAACGCUCUACGAAGAUUUCAAGCAAAAACAUUCAGCAGCUUUAAUUAACAAUGCAUCUUCGUCAAAUCCGCAUGGUGGACACGUAUUUGAAGCUUUAAGAUACCUACGAAAUGUUUGUAAUCAUCCAAAGCUAGUUCUUUGCACAAAACAUCCACAAUAUCAAACGGUAAUGAACAUGCUAAAACAACAGCAUAGCAGUCUCGCAGAUAUCGAGCAUAGCGCUAAACUACCUGCAUUGAAGCAACUUCUGCUAGAUUGCGGUAUUGGUCAAAACUCGACUCAACAGCAACAACAGCAAACAGCUGCACGCAACACCGCCAACAUUACUGAGAGUCAGCAACAAUCGCAGCUGGUCAGUCAACAUCGGGCUCUGAUCUUCUGUCAAUUGAAAGCUAUGCUUGACAUUGUCGAGCAUGAUUUACUCCGCAUGCAUCUGCCUACUGUGACGUAUCUUCGCUUGGAUGGAAGUGUACCAGCAGCCCUGCGUCACUCUGUAGUCGCACGUUUCAACGCCGAUCCUUCGAUCGACGUACUGCUGCUGACGACCCAAGUUGGUGGUCUCGGUCUUAAUCUUACUGGCGCAGACACAGUCAUUUUCGUUGAACAUGAUUGGAACCCCAUGAAAGACUUGCAGGCUAUGGAUCGUGCCCAUCGUAUUGGACAAAAGAAGGUAGUCAAUGUUUACAGGCUGAUCACUAGGCAGACCGUGGAAGAAAAGAUUAUGGGACUGCAGAAAUUCAAACUACUUACCGCUAACACGAUUAUAUCUACAGAGAACGCUUCUCUCGAAACCAUGAGGACGGAACAGUUGUUUGACUUGUUUUCGCUAGACAACGAUAAGAAACCUCGAAGUGAAAACGUAUCGGAAGAUAUGGAUGUUGCAAAAGUCUCCGGAAUAUCUGGAAUCAACCGAUUAGUUUUGCAGAUUUUACCGGAACUAUGGGAGCAACAGCAGUAUGAUGACGAGUACGAUUUGGAUUCAUUCCUUACAUCUUUAAAGGGUACCGCACAAUGAUCAAAGAAAACGCGAACACAUAAUCCUAAGUAGAAAAGCAUGUACUACCAUACACAUGUGAGUACGAAGCUUACGAAAGCUAGUUAAACAAAGCCACCGUUAUGUACAUACAUGGUAUUGCAGGCUUGACUCGUUGUAUCGAUGGGAUUCAUUUACUGAGCCAAUGAUUAAUUUUGUAUGCGUUAAUUGAAACAGCAACUCAAAGCUGUAUAUGACGUAAAAUUUUGAGCUAGUAGGCUACACAUUAUAAUUAAGUAUUUACAAUACAAGCACGAUGGUAGUUGACGUGUUAUGGUCUUUUAGUUUUAACAUUGUAAACAGUGUAAAGAUCUUGAACACUCACAAAAAAUUAGACUUUUUACAUAGCAUCAUGAUAAUUUAAUCAUCAUUCUACGCCAUUUGUUUUCAUAAAACGUUGCAAAUUAUUUAAACUUAUGUUUGCAUUAUGCUUGACGCGUGUCACUGUAAUUUUUGUUCAUUUUCAUAUGACUGUCCAAUGAAUUGAUGGGACAUAGGGAUCCAUGUUUUUUUUUUUCUUCUCAUUUUGAGAGAUUUGGCCGAUGAAUUUGACAGUUGUCUUAGAGGUGUAAGAAAGUUUUUUUCGUGACAGCUGCCUUCGUAAACAAUGCGUUCAAAACUUGCGCUUUCAUUGAUUUCAUUUACAUACCUAAUGCACAUGAAUGAAUUUCUAGUUGUGCAGCUCAGUUGUAACGAAAAAAGCAAUAACUAUUAAGAUAGUAAAAAAAGGGUUUUUUUACAAAGAAAAAUACUUACCGCAAUGCGCGUGAGUUUGAAAAGUUGAACAAGUGCGAAUGGAAAACUGAACUUUGAAAGCCGAAAAAUGGUAAAGACAAAGCGAGAAUGACGAAUUUUGUAAUGAAACUUAUUUCUCUCUUAAAACUUUGUUCUUUAUUUAUAAUAAGUUAUAAAAAGUGUCAGUAAGAUUAAAAUUUCGUAUUUGCUCGAAA